Messenger RNA from Rotaria sp. Silwood1, 1248 nucleotides. The record is from the annotation of a GenBank genome assembly. Lineage: Eukaryota; Metazoa; Rotifera; Eurotatoria; Philodinida; Philodinidae.
AUGUCAAUAGCACCAAUUAACAAUACUCUACCUGGCUAUGAUCAUUUAACAUUAAAAUCAAGAUUAGGCUUUUAUUUCGCAUAUGAGCAUCAUCAAAAUGAUUUCGAUUGGUUCGUUAAAGCAGAUGAUGAUACUUAUUUAAUAGUUGAAAAUUUAAAAUUAUUUUUAAGUAAACAAAACACAACUGAACCAAUUACAUUCGGCUAUAAUUUUAAGGUAAUAUUUAAUUAGAAUCUAAUUUAAACAACUGUAUGUUCUUAGAAAAAUUAAUGAAAUCUAUAGCUAUUGAUUAGGAUGAAAAAAGAAAUUACGUAAAAUUGAAGUUUGAAAAAUUCAAUGAAUUGACUUAUAAAUAGACAAAAAUACAGAGUUGAAUAUGAUUCAACUUGAAUUGCAUUAUAUCAUGAAAUUUACUAUUUGCAUUCACUGUCUUCAUAUAAAUAUGAGUUAUAAAAUCAAAUGGUAAUUAAGAAAAAGAAUGUGUAAUAACUGUUUGGUGUGAUGUAUACAAUAUCUUUUUCAAAACAUCACAUUUCUUGUAAUGAAUUCUGCAACGAAAGACAGAGAUAUAAUAUUACGUUUAUUAUGUCACUAUUCUUAUCAGAAAAUAAUAAAACCAUUCUUAAGCAUAGUAAAUUUAUUUUCAAGUAAGGUGCCGGCAAUGCGAAUUUCAAGUAAAAAUUUUUUUUUCGCAUUUCUUUUACAUCAUUUGAUAGAGCGUGAGCUGCUGAUCACGAAAACCUAAUUUUUAGCCUUAGCAAAUGGUUCCUUCCGGUCGAAAAAUACGAAAUACUAGAAAGAUGUCGAUUUUUGAAAAAAACACAUCAUUUCUCGAAAUGUGCAAAAUUUUCUACUUUGUUCUUUCUUUUUGCUUCUGAAAAUAAUUUUUUCAGAUUCAGUAUCAAAAACUGAAUAGGAAAAAGUUCUUAAAUCGACUCGAGACCGAAAACUCUAUUGGUGGCGGCGCUUCAAAUCGGGUCGAAUGUACCACGUAUAGGUCGAUUUUGUAAACCUAUCUAGUUUUUCUACGUAAGCAAUGUAGCCAAAUAUUUCAUCUCAUUCGACUCAUCGUACCACCAGGCAAAAAGUUACGUAUCCUUUUUUUUUUCUUUCCUUUCCUAUGUUGAGAAAUUUCGUAUUUUUCGACCGGAAGGAAUCAUUUGCUAAGGCUAAAAAUUAGGUUUUCGUGAUCAGCAGCUCGCGCUCUAUCAAAUGAUGUAAAAGAAAUGCGAAAAAAAAUUUUUACUU